This is a messenger RNA of Trichoderma citrinoviride, 222 nucleotides long. RefSeq lists its product as hypothetical. The record is from RefSeq and is a predicted model, not a curated record. Bases 1 to 222 code for a protein of 73 amino acids. Lineage: Eukaryota; Fungi; Ascomycota; Sordariomycetes; Hypocreales; Hypocreaceae. The transcript is spliced from 2 exons.
AUGCCUUCCUCUGCUCCUCCUGCCGCAGCUGCCACCGCUGCUCCCGCGCCCGCCGGUCUCGGCGACAACAAGGGCAUCAAGUUCCAGAUCAAGACGGGCAAUGCUCGUUGGGAGUGCACCCUGCAGGACCGCGCUCAGUAUGAGCGCAUGAAGGCCAAGCGCAGCGACUCGAGCGAUUCAAACUCUUCGACCGGAUCUACCUCUACUACCGAGUCACACUAA